Messenger RNA from Aedes albopictus (Asian tiger mosquito), 6073 nucleotides. RefSeq lists its product as uncharacterized. The record is from RefSeq and is a predicted model, not a curated record. Gene Ontology annotation, molecular function: zinc ion binding; nucleic acid binding. Bases 851 to 6073 code for a protein of 1740 amino acids. The transcript has 2 exons. NCBI's taxonomy places the organism in Eukaryota, Metazoa, Arthropoda, Insecta, Diptera, Culicidae.
AAUCACAGAGAACAGACAUCCAGGCUAGAACAAAUUUCAUUCGGAAGGUUGUGUAAGGAUUUGAAUCUUUACUUGAGUAAGGUUGCAAACCAAUACACAAUGACAACAUUAACGCCACCAAACACCAUAUUGCCACAGUCAGUGGUGAAUUGAAACAUUUCAAGUGGUGAAUUAAAUUAGUAUGGGAAAUUAACCGAUUGCAGCGCCACGCUAUUGCCACUUGUGUUGCCGAUUUCAAAUGGCCGUUAAAUUCCUUACACAGUUUCGGAACUGGACUUGGAUGUCUGUUCUCUGUGCUACAAUCUUUUUGGCAACACGACGUUACGAGAUACGAGAAUGACAGUUGUCAACGUCAACGUUGGAGAUGAUGAAGAGGAGAAAUGUGAUGACUCAUGGAGAAAGUGAUUUUGGAAUGCUAGGUGGGAAAUUGUCGAAGAAGUUAAAAUUGAAAUUAUUGUCGGAAUAUUGUGCGGAUUAAAGUAGGAGAUUUUUUGAUUGCUGAUAAGUAUAUAUCGCUGAGGUGUGAUAAAGACCCUUGUUGAGCGACGUACCGUUACGCAGUGGCUCAUAAUUAGUGAGUAACAAAUAAUAUUGAAUUAUUCCAAAUAUUGAAUUCUGAUGCUUAAUUUAGUAGGGUAAAGGAGGAUUCAUUCAUUAACUAUUGGGUACGUUCGGAUUGGCCAAAGAGAUAUCAGUAUUUUGUAAGUAUACGAUUGUAUGGGAUAAUUAAGUAUUCUAAUUAAAGGUCAUUUGCAGUUUGAGCUGUCUACACCAAGAUUGCUACAGAAAUUGAUUUCCACUAGUCCGAACAAACUCAAAAAAAUACUGUGGUAUUUGAGUGCUGUUAGUCAUGAGCAAGAUCGGGGAAACCUCGUCAAGACCUGCAAACGUCACGGUGUGUCUUGGAUGUGCUGCAGGAUGCAACCAGUCGGAUUCGGUGGAGGACAUGGUGCAAUGUGACACCUGCGAGUCGUGGUGGCACUAUGCAUGCGCGAAGGUCGACGAAGCAAUCAAAGAUAAAAGCUGGAGUUGCGUCAAAUGUCCCCCCAGAAAGACACGUUCCCGAUCUGGUAAGUCAUCCAAAACAAAAGCUUCUGGAAGUUCUUCAUCGAGCAUACGGAGGGCGCAGUUGCAGUUAGAACUGAAGCGAUUAGAGGAAGAAGGUCAACUUGCUGACAGACUGUAUCAGGAGAGAGAGGAAGAAGAAAGAAAAGCCAGGGAAGAAGAAGCUGCGCGUAGAGAAAAACGUUUCACAGAAAAGCAGGCUAGGGAAGAAGAUUUGUUGCAGAAACGUUUCGCACUUUUGCAAACGCUGACAGAGCUUGACGAUGAUGUAAGUGAAGGCAGGAGCGAAGAUGGUCAGAGUAGCGUAGUUACAAGCAAAAGUAAGGUUGAAAAUUGGAUGAGUCGGCACAUGCAGGGAAAUAGCUCUGGGUUAGGUAAAGCUAAUUGCCAAACGGAGGCUUCGCCAGCUAACGCGACGUAUUCUAAUGAUCUAGUUACUAAGCGAGGAUGCACGGUUACGCUUCCGACAACUUCAACAGUCAAAGUCUUGGGUCAAGGGGUGGCGGCGUCGGGUGAAGUGCGAAAUAACAGUGUGAAGCAACAAGUGUGUGAUAAUUUGGCGAUGAUACCGUAUCCUAUGAGAUCACAUUUGGAAUUUGCGGAGAGAAUGGUGGGAUUCGCCGGUGGAUCCCCUGGCGUCGGAGAAGUUGGUGGUUUGGUCGAUGCAACGAUACAGCGGAAUGCCGAGGAAGCUGUACACUCAGACGGUGAACAAGUUCGUUCGAUAAGUCGCAUAGAUCCCAGCACGCGGAUAGCUGUUUCUCCCUUGGGCAACAAUCCAUUAAACAGUACACCGUUAUCCGGUAGACUGACAGCUGGGCCUUCAGCUCAACAAUUAGCGGCCAGACACGUAGUACCGAAAGAUUUGCCAAUAUUUUUCGGAGAUCCGGUUGAUUGGCCGCUCUUCAUUAGUGCGUACAAAACCUCUACCGAUUUGUGCGGCUUCAGUGAUGGAGAAAAUUUGAUGCGCCUUCAGCGAUGUUUGAAAGGAAAUGCAUUGGAUGCAGUAAGGAGUCAUCUGUUGUUACCAUCGGCCGUUCCUCUUAUCAUGUCUACUUUGACUACCUUAUUCGGUCGUCCAGAGUUGAUAGUCCACAACCUCCUCUCCAAAGUGCGUGAGUUACCACCUCCGAAGGCCGAUAAGUUAGAAACCCUUGUCAGCUACGGGCUAUCAGUUCAGAAUCUGUGUGGGCACAUUCGUGCUUCAGGGUUGGACCAUCAUCUGAACAAUCCUAGCCUUCUUCAAGAGCUUGUUGGAAAGCUUCCUGCCUCGAUUAAACUUGACUGGGCGUUGUACAAACGCUACUUGCCAGUAGUUGACUUGGGACGUUUUGGAGAUUAUAUGGCAUCAAUGGUGGCAGCUGCAAGUGAUGUCAUAAUCCCUGUACCUAUCGAAUCAACUAGAACUGAACGACCUAAAUCCAAAAGUUUUGUCAGUGCACAUGUACAGGAUGAACAAGCUGAAGACUACAAAAUGAAAUUUUCUCCAAACGCUACUGUUACGGACCAAAAGGAAGGAGCGGAAGAAAUCCACUGUCUGUUGUGUAACAAAUCGGGGCACAAGUUACGCGACUGUGGCGAAUUCAAAAGGCAAUCGUUGGCUGGGCGCUGGGAAAUCUCAGAACGAUAUAAUCUCUGCAAGCGUUGUUUAAUCCCACAUGGAAGAUGGCCGUGCAAGGCGAAGUUAGACUGUGGCGUAGGAGAAAGCAGAGAUCGUCAUCAUAGCUUGUUACAUCCUGGGAAGCCAACCCGAACGUCCAUACCAUCAUCCACGGCUCAUUCUGGAAUCAUUGGGGCACACGGCUAUGAUCAAGGUGGAGUAAUGUUCAAGAUAGUUCCAGUUAUAUUGCAUGGAGACCGAGCAUCAAUCGAAACCUUUGCGUUCCUCGAUAGUGGUUCAUCGUUGACGAUGGUGGAUGAAGAGUUAGCGGAACAAAUUGGAGUUACCGGGGAGGCAAAGCGGUUGUGUUUGAAAUGGACAGCAAAUGUUUCGAGAGAAGAAGCAAGAUCGCAGCGCAUCACGAUGGAAAUUUCCGACAUCAAGGGUACAAAUCGUUAUAAAAUAUCUAACGUCUGCACCGUCGCCAAACUUGACCUUCCUGAACAAACAUUGGAUUUUGUGGACCUAGCCGCUAAGCAUUCGUAUCUCAAAGGAUUACCGGUUGCAAGUUACGUGAAUGCUGUUCCGAGGAUCCUCAUUGGACUAGAACACACUCAUCUGAAGGUCACUCAACGGAAGCGAGAAGGCCGAGUUGGUGAACCAGUGGCGGCUAAGACUCGUCUAGGCUGGACUGUAUUCGGCCGUGCUGGUAUCGGCUUUGACGUUGGAACCUCUUUGCAUAUCCGGGAGGAAUCUUCCGAUCAAAAUCUGCAUGAGUUGGUCAAAUCCUUUUUUGAAGUAGAGUCGUUGGGAGUUGAAGUUAAGAACACGUUGCUAUCUGAAGAAAACCAGCGUGCAGUGCGGAUUCUCCGGGAGACUACGAAGCGGACCGUUAAUGGCAGAUAUGAAACGGGUUUGCUAUGGAAAAAGGAUGUGGUGGAAUUCCCUGAAAGCUUUGGUAUGGCAGUGCGUCGAUGGAAAUCAUUGGAGAAAAGGUUGCGAAAUACUCCGGAGCUGCAGGCGAACGUAGAACAACAAAUUCGUGAUUAUCUGAAGAAAGGAUAUGCACAUAAAGUCUCCAAAGAAGAGCUAAGAUCGUUAAAUCCUAAGCGAUCUUGGUUUUUGCCUCUUGGAGUCGUAUUGAACCCGAAAAAACCCGGAAAAGUGAGACUAAUAUGGGACGCAGCAGCCGAGGUUGGUGGAGUAUCGUUUAACUCUGUACUCCUUAAAGGACCGGACUUACUAACGUCUCUUCCGGCAGUAUUGUGUCGAUUCCGGCAACGGCAGGUGGCAGUCAACGGAGAUAUAAAAGAAAUGUUCCACCAAAUCCAAAUUCGUGGUGAAGAUCGGUCGGCUCAGCUGUUUCUGUUUAAAGGAACUAACGGAGAAUUAGAGGUGUAUAUGAUGAACGUGGCCACAUUCGGAUCCUCAUGUUCGCCCUGUGCCGCACAAUAUGUGAAAAAUUUAAACGCUAAACAAUGUGAGAAAGAGUUUCCUGAAGCAGCAGCUGCCAUAAUCGAGAAUCAUUAUGUUGAUGAUUAUCUCGAUAGCAGAGAUACGGAAGAUGAAGCGAUAAAGUUGGCACUGGAUGUUAAGGAAAUACACGGUAGAGCAGGAUUCGAGAUAAGGAACUGGAUGUCGAAUUCUGAAGCGGUCUUGAAACGGGUCGGGGAGCAGAGCAUAGAUGACAUGAAAUCGUUUGCAAUGGACAAAUCUGGAGCAGCAGAACGCGUUUUGGGACUAGUGUGGCUGCCCUGGUCGGAUGAAUUCACGUUCAACAUGGAAUUUCGAGAGGACUUGAAGCCCUUGGUAUUUGAAGAAGUGAUCCCUACAAAACGCCAAGUAUUACAGGUCGUCAUGAGCUUGUACGACCCUCUAGGGAUGAUAUCGACGUUCCUGAUUCAUGGGAAAACCCUCAUACAGAGUAUCUGGCGUGCUGGCAUUGAUUGGGAUGAGCACAUUCCUGAGUCUCUUGUCGUAGCUUGGAAACAAUGGAUUGGGUUGAUCGAUGGAUUGCAGAAUGUGAGAAUACCGCGCUGUUACUUUCCGGGAUAUUCGCCGGAGAGCAUUGGAUCACUAGAGCUACACGUGUUUGUCGAUGGAAGUGAGAGUGCGUACUGUUGCGUUGCGUAUUUCCGCAUAGUUGACCGUGGUAUAGCGCGAUGUGCAUUGGUAGCAUCAAAAACCAAAGUUGCGCCGCUAAAAUUCCUAUCCAUCCCUCGAAUGGAACUCCAAGCUGCCCUCAUAGGAGUACGUCUGGCUAGGAUGGUAGAAGAAUAUCAUUCCCUGCUUAUCACCCGUCGAUACUUCUGGACCGAUUCAUGCACAGUACUAGCUUGGCUGAGAUCGGAUUCUCGUCGGUAUCGACAGUUCGUUGCGUAUAGGGUUGGCGAGAUACUCACAAAAUCUGACGUGAAGGAAUGGAAUUAUGUGCAGUCGGCGUUGAACGUUGCUGAUGACGGAACGAAGUGGAAAAAUGGAGUGUCGUUCGGCCCAGAUAGUCGUUGGUAUGCCGGACCUAAAUUUCUUCGUGAAAGUGAACAAUGCUGGCCUAAAAUGGAAAAGACGCUUGUGGCAACAGAUGAGGAGUUAAGACAACCGGUUCUGCAUCACGUCGAAUUAGCUUCUCCGUGGAUACUUGUCAACCGUUUUUCGCGCUGGGAAAGACUUCUUCGAUCGACGGCGUACGUUCACCGGUUCUUGAAUCGUAGAAAGCAGUCUAUUGCAGGCGAUGUAAUACUAACGAAAGAAGAGUUGCAACAGGCAGAAAGAUCUUUGUGGCGGUUAGCACAGUCGGAAGCGUAUUCGGAGGAAUUGCGAAUAUUGGAGAAAAAUUGCAAUCAUAAAAGGGUAAUCGAUUGUCGUAGCCCUUUAGUGAAGUUGUCACCAUUUGUAGAUAAGCAUGGGGUGAUUCGGAUGGAGACGAGAUCAUUGAAUGCAGCCUACGCACCGUGCAGUAUUGUUAUACUUCCCCGUUAUCAUCGAGUGACCUACCUUAUAGCAGAUUGGUACCACCGACACUACGGUCAUGCAAACAAUGAAACCGUGGUGAAUGAAAUACGGCAGAUUUUCCACGUGUCGCGGUUACGUACACUUGUCAGACAGGUAGCAACGGAGUGUCAAUACUGCAGGGUGAAGAAAGCCAAACCUCAGAUACCAAAAAUGGGACCUCUACCGGAUGUAAGGACAACACCAUACGUUCGACCCUUUACGCAUACUGGCGUAGAUUAUUGUGGCCCAUUCCUCGUGAAAGUUGGAAGAAGCUUGGUGAAACGAUGGAUAGCGCUCUUUACUUGCAUGACGGUGCGAGCGAUUCAUCUCGAGAUUGCUUGUAGUUUAUCAACGGAAUCGUUUAAAAUGGCAGUGCGGCGUUUCAUUGCUCGACGAGGAGCGCCCUUACCCAAGUAA